Messenger RNA from Emiliania huxleyi CCMP1516, 1887 nucleotides. RefSeq lists its product as hypothetical. Bases 1 to 1887 code for a protein of 628 amino acids. Lineage: Eukaryota; Haptophyta; Isochrysidales; Noelaerhabdaceae. The record is from RefSeq and is a predicted model, not a curated record. The transcript has 4 exons.
AUGGUUUUAACGGCGGCGGUGCGGGGCGAGCCCGAGCUCCUCGCGGGGCUCUCCGCCCCCGGCCUGAGCGUCGGCGCAGUGGCGGCUCUCUCCACCACGCCCCGCGCCCGGCGCUCGCUCACGGGGAUAGCGCGAGAGCUUUGCGACACUACACGGGUGGCCGCGCCCACACUUGAUGGCUGCCCAACCCGCUAUCGUGGCACGGGUCUCACUUAUGUUUUGACUCCGACCACCACUGGAACGUGCAACGUGUAUGCGGCGCCGGCGGCGGCUGUUCACGCUUGGCAUCAAGACACAGUGGUCGUGGCAAAUGCGCCCACAGAGACCCUGACGGUGUCCGCAGAAGCGGGUUCUUUCGAGAAUGUCGUCAUCACCGCUGAGCUCGCAGCGGACAAACUCACGCACGUAAUGGCCCAAUACGGUCGGUCCAUCAUUGUAACGAAUGAUGGGGCGACCCGCUUCACGGGCGGGACGAGCUCCACGUUCAACAUCGACGCUGACGGCAGAUUCGACCUCGGAACCAACACGAUCGAGGGCGCCCAGGAGCAGACCGCCAUCUACGUCGAGGAGGUCUGCGUCAAUACGCUCAACAUCAGGGCGAAGAACGGCGCCAAGGUCAAAGUCAACGUGCCCUCCGGCUGCGACGGCAUGGUCAUGGACGUCGAGAUCUUAGGCUGCGGAGAAUGCGACGUCGGCUCCGUCGUUGAGGUGGUCUCUGCCUCGCGGGUCAAUUUCAAAGGGAUCCAGCUGCUCGAGACCACCAAUACGACGGCCUCCGACUACAACGGGCAGUCGUUCAGGUACACGAGCUCUUUCCCCACGUACAUCGACCACCUGCACCUGUCCACGAUGGGGCUCAAUGCGAAGGUGAGCAUUGAGGCGCCGCUCGAGUACAUAAACUGGUGCCUCCUGCCCGGAAACGACACGGACGGUUACGGCACCGCCAACUUCUACGGCGCGUGGACCAACGGCAAGAACUGCACUACCUACGAUCGGGGCCGGUGGGACCUCUACUCCACCGCCGAAAGCUCCAGCGACAUCCAGAAAGAUUGCGGCGUCAAGAAGGCCGAGUGCGACGCACGGUCUUCCGAGCGGGAUCCGAAUACGAACACCUGCGAGGUUGUGAAAUCUGGCACCGUCACGAAGGAAGGAACAGUGUUCCCGUUCUACACGGCCCCCGCCGCCGAGGCGUACGCCCAGUGCUUCCUCGGCGCCGCCGGCGACGCGGCGACGCGCACCCUCUUGUCCGAGCUCGCCGCGGGCGACACCGUGCUCUCCGACGCGGACACCGCCGCGCGCGUCAUCGUCAACCAGCACAAGAUCGAGGACGGCAAGGCCUCGCUCCUCAUCACGCUCAUGCACGCGCGCGGCUCGCUCGCGCUCACGCCCGACCACGUGCUCGUGCUCGACGGCAAGUUCGUGCCUGCGCGCGAGGCGCACAUCGGCGCGGCCCUCUCCAACGGCGCGGUCAUCGAGGCCAUCUCACACUCGCGCGGCGGCAUCAUCAACCCCAUCACCGACACCGGCAAGAUCCUCGCGGCGGCCGCCACCGGCGAGCCCGUGGUCGCGGCGACGGGCAACGAGUGGCUCGCCGACGUGAUGCUCUCGGCCUACCCGAAGUACACCCUCUCGUACGCGCUCGCGGCCGCCUUCCCCGCCGCGGUGCAGGCCUACUACGACGGCGCGCUCGAGCCGCUCUUCACCGCGGCCGUCCCGCACCUCACUAAGAUCAAGGCCGCCGCGCCGGCGCCGCUCGUCGGCGUCAUUCUCGUGGCGGGCGACGCGGCGCUCGCCGUCGGGUUCGCCGCCUACUCGCUCGGCCUCAAGGGCGUCGCCACCCUCGCCGUGAUCGCGGCGGCGGCUGCGCGCAAGGGCAAGAAGCCGUGA